Messenger RNA from Pseudozyma flocculosa PF-1, 2205 nucleotides. RefSeq names its product regulator of flocculosin biosynthesis (gene rfl1). The record is from RefSeq and is a predicted model, not a curated record. Bases 1 to 2205 code for a protein of 734 amino acids. Lineage: Eukaryota; Fungi; Basidiomycota; Ustilaginomycetes; Ustilaginales; Ustilaginaceae. The transcript has a single exon.
AUGACCUCAUCCUACCUCCCCGCCCGUGGCGGCUUGCUGGCCGACAUGAUCAACGAGUACCCCGCACUCCAGGACGACGGCGGGCAUGCUCCACGAUCAACGGCCCCGACCUCAUACCCCUCGCUCCCCGCCUACGCGCAGCAGCAGCAGCAGCAGCAUCCACUGUCGCUCGCCAUGCACACGCCCCCUCAAGCACAGGCACAUGGCAACCCGCUCGGCUACCCUCCCUCGACGUCGGCAUCGACCUCAUCCCUCGGCCUCCUCGCUGCGCCAAAGCUCGAGCCCAUCGGCGAGGACGAUGCAAGCGUGCCCUUCUUCUACUGCAACAUGCUCCAGGCCGGCCUCAACACCAACGCCAACCUGGACCCGGCACAUGGCAUCCCCUUUGCACACGAAGGACCGCGGUCCACCAUGACAGCCUCGUCGUCGAGCCUCGGCGACGGCUUCGAUGCCUGGUCCGCCUUCAGCGGCGACUCUCGCCCGCAGACGACCAGCUUCACCGCGGCGUCCAACGCCUCGGACUUCGGCACAAGCCUCGAGAGCUUCUCCUUUGUCCCUUCGCCUCAGCGCUCACCAACUCACGGCGAAAUGGCAUCCGACCCGCUCUGGGAUGGCCCGGCCGGCUUCACCCCCUCCGCCCAUGGCCCGCUCGACCCAAUGCCACGCUCCUUCACCACAGCCGAUGCAACGUCGUCGCGCCCCUUUACGGCGCAGAGCACCGCAUUUCCGUGCGCGCCACCGCCGACAUCCUGGGGCCUCGAUCCGAUCCCCGACAUGUCUCUCGGCGCCAUGACGCUGCAGGACGGUCAGCCUUCGCCCAGGCCAUCUGAGCCUUCCACGGCGGCGGCGGCCACAAGCCACGGCCCUGCACAGACCCACGGUUGGUCCACGGGAGACAGCCUCGCCACCUGGCUCAACCACGACGUCCUCUCCGACCUGCUGGACGAGAUCAAGGGCGAACAUCCGGGCCCCAUCUCCGAGGAGGUCAAGCAGGACCACGACGGGCGUCCCGUGGCCGUGACGGACCGCGUCAGCCUCUACCGCCGCCGCCGCAACGCCAUCGCCCAGCUGCCCCUGGUCGUCUCGUGCGGCGUCCUUUCGGCCAUGGUCUCCAACGAGCCAGAGAGCGGCUCAGACAUUGCUCAGUCGUCGUCGCCCUCGUCUUCUUCCGACGAGGAUGGCGACGAGAUGGACGACCAAGACAGCAGCGGCGUCCUCUCGCCGCUCAGCUGCCCCCUCUCGCCCACCGCCUGUCCGCUCUCGCCCAAGUCGAGCCGGCCACGCAACAAGGUGGCGCGCUCGGCAUCGUGCUCCUCGAUGGCCGAGCUGCCCGAGAUGCACCGCACACUCUCGUCGUGGAACUUUGCGUGCCGCAGCACGGGCCGGUACCGGAGCAGCAGCAGUGCCGCCGCCUCCAAGUCGAACAAGCGCGACAAGCAGGACGCCGUGCGCGACGCGGCCGCCAAGGCGAGCAAGGCCUCCGCUGCCAAGCGUCGAGGCCGCCGCCCGCGCAGCCAGAGCCAGGCCACCGAAGCGAUGGACAUCGACCCGGCCGAGUCAGACUCCGAGGCCGAGCUCGCCUCGCCCAAGAAGACGGCCGACGCCUGCGCCAAGACGAUCGCGGCCAGCAGCCAGCCGGGCAAGGCGGCGGGCAAGCCGAAGCGCAGCUCGGCCAAGUCGGCCAACGGCAAGAGCUUCUCGAUCAUGAGCCGGAUCGUGCUGCGGCCGCGGCCGGGCACCGAGGAUGAGGAGGUGGCCUACCCGUGCCUGCCCGACACGCUCGAGGAGGCCAAGCGCAACAAUGGGCCGAGCAGCGACAUGACCCAGGGCGAGGAGCCGACCGACGAGAGCCAGAGCCUCUUCCCCUCGGAUCUCUACGCGCCCCGCCUCACGCGCCGCGGGCCCAACGGCCGCGAGGGCUGGUGCUCGCUCUGCACCGAGGGCGAGUGGUACUCGAUGAAGCGCAGCCAGUACCUCUACCACAUCCAGUACGACCACGGCGUGAGCAGCCUGACGCGCAAGGUGUUCCACGCGCCGACGCACAUCCGCGUGUGGAACGACGCCGUGGAAAAGACCGAGGGGCUGUGCCAUCACUGCCAGCAGUGGAUCCCCAUCUGCUUUGGGCCGGUGCGCAAGCGCGACUUUAAGGCGUGGUUCAAGCACGCCCACAAGUGCCACCGCGACAAGACCGGCUGCCCCAUCUAG